This is a messenger RNA of Phytophthora sojae, 1440 nucleotides long. RefSeq lists its product as hypothetical. Gene Ontology annotation, molecular function: protein binding. The transcript is spliced from 2 exons. The record is from RefSeq and is a predicted model, not a curated record. Bases 1 to 1440 code for a protein of 479 amino acids. NCBI's taxonomy places the organism in Eukaryota, Oomycota, Peronosporomycetes, Peronosporales, Peronosporaceae. Gene Ontology annotation, cellular component: nucleus; cytoplasm.
AUGGGCAACGCGGUAAGCUGGCUGGCGCAGUGCUUCUACGCGGAGGACCAGGUUUUCUGGGCCGCUGCGCGCUAUGGCGACGCUCGCAUCAUCCGCUCGGCCACGUCGCGCCUCACGCCCGAGACGCGCCAGUACCUCGAGUGGCAGGAGCCCUACACGGGCCGCACAGCGCUGCUGGAGGCUGCAGCCAAAGGCCACGUCGAGUGCGCGCGCCUACUGAUUCAGGCGGGCGCCAACUGCAACGCCAAGGACUUGAAGAUGAACACGCCGCUGCAUCUCGCGUGCAAGCGAGCCAAGUCCGAGAUGGUCAAGUUCCUACUGGAAGUGCCGGCGGUGAACCCGUUCGAGAUCAACUUGUACAUGAAGACGCCGCUGGACCUGGCUCGAAGCAGAUUCUCGGGCGAGGAGGAAGAGACCGAGGCCGAACCAUACGCCAAGUGCGUUGAAGUUCUUGAAAAGAAAUUCUGUUUGUAUAGUGGCUGGUUGUAUGAGAAGACCGACAACGUGCUAUCGCUGGUGUCGGGUAUUUCGUCGCUGAAUUCGUGGGCACGGCGCCUGUGCAUCGUACUGGAGCGUGGUGAGCCGAACGUGCUGGAACUAGCGCUCUUCAGUGUGAAGGAAAGCGGCGGCGUGCGUCAAGUUUGCCCCACCUCGGUCAUGCUGUACAAUGUUGCGGCUGGGAUGGAGGCUACCUCUGACCCGAGAUGGUUUAGUCCCAAGGAUUUCACGUUCAUUCUGCGAGGAGACCAGCUGAACAAGUGUCACUACCGAGCCAGCUCGGCGCUUCAGAAUCCCGUGCACUUUGCUGCAGUUGACCAGGCGGGUUUUGAUGCGUGGAAGAAUUUCUUUACACAUCAGCAGCAGCAGUUGACCGAGCGAUCGUACAUGGGCAGCAGUCUCCACGAACAGCUGAGACCGGUGGAGGCGAGACACGCUAAUAUCGCUGGUUGGAAUCCCAGUGCUCAGUCCACGGCUCCCACUUCGUCAAGACCAAUUUCUCAAGAAGAAGAUGAAGAUAUUCGAAGAGCUAUUCAACUCUCUCUUCAGGCGUCGGCUAACACAGGCCAUGCCCCCGGUGCAACUGUCGCAGCUCCUUCGCCACCAUUGGCAGUAUCAGCUCCUGACUGGGGAGAUUGGGAAGGAUGCGAAUCAAGUGGAAGAGAGGUCUCGGCUGUGGAUACCAGUGAGCAUGGCAGUGGUUCAGUGGCGUGCUCGACCUCACAGCAAUACCCACCCGUGGUAAACAACGGAAGCACAGCAGCGCACUCGUCUAUCGGCGAGUGUGUUAUAUGCUUCGAUGGCCCUCAGUCUGCUGUAUGUGUGCCUUGCGGCCACAACGCAGUCUGUAUGAAAUGCGCCGAGGAGAUACUUACAACUACUGCGGAAUGUCCGGUUUGCCGAGCUCAUAUUCGGGAGCUGAUCAAGUUGUACCGUGUCUAG